AUGAGACGGUCCUCAAGUGCGUUCCGUGCGGAGGCCCACAUGAAUCGUACAGUAGAAACUGUCGGAAGCUCUAUCCAGUGCAACAUGAAUAAAACGCUCCGAAUAAUUCAGCUAAAUGUAAGGAAACAGGGCGCAGUGCAUGACAGCUUAAUGAACGACGAAGAAAUUCAGGACGCAGUGGCAAUGGCAAUCCAAGAACCCCAAGCGAGAAGAAUUAACGGCCGACUCUUGACAACUCCGAUGGGACAUCAAAGAUGGACGAAGAUGGUCCCCUCCGCAUGGAGGGAAGGGAGAUGGGCAAUCCGGAGCAUGCUGUGGGUGAGAAAGGACGUGGAAGCAGAGCAAGUACCAAUUAAAUCCCCGGAUCUGACAGCGGCGGUCAUCCGGCUCCCCGAGCGAGUGAUUUUUAUGGCAUCAGUCUAUGUGGAAGGGGGAGAUGCCCAAGCCUUGCGUGACACGUGCGUUAGUCUACGCGAGGCAAUUACCAAGGUAAGGCGAGAUACGGGCGCAGUGGUGGAGGUUGCAAUCGUGGGAGACUUCAACCGACAUGACCAACUUUGGGGUGGAGACGACGUGCCUCUGGAGAGACAGGGCGAAGCGGAUCCAAUCAUUGACUUUAUGAGUGAAUUUGCUCUUAGCAGUCUACUAAAACGAGGCACAAAGACAUGGCAGGGGGGAGGACACGGUGGAGACUGCGAGUCAACUAUUGACCUCGUCCUUGCCUCGGAGAAUCUGACGGGUUCCAUGGUGAAGUGUGCAAUACAUGGGACGGAGCACGGCUCCGACCACCGCGCAAUCGAGACUGUGUUUGACGUUCCGGUUCCGGUUGCCAAACAGCAGGAGCGACUGCUGCUCAAAAACGCGCCUUGGAAGGAGAUUAAUGCCAGAAUUACCACAAGCCUGGACAGCACGCCGUCGGACGGCACUGUGCAGCAGAGAACCGACCGACUAAUGUCUGCGGUGUUGGAGGCAGUGCAUGCCUUGACGCCAAAGGCCAGACCGUCCCCGUACGCAAAGAGAUGGUGGACAACGGACUUGACACAACUCCGCUAUAUCUACACAUACUGGAGAAAUCACGCCCGAUCGGAGCGACGGGCAGGGCAAAUCGCAUCACACCUAGAAGAGACAGCUAAAAGUGCUGCGAAGCAAUACCACGAUGCCAUCCGGCAACAAAAGAAAAAGUACUGGAAGGAGUUCCUGGCAGACAACAGCAACAUAUGGAAGGCCGCCAAAUACCUAAAGUCUGGAGAUGACACAGCAUUUGGGAAGGUACCACAGCUCGUCCGAGCAGAUGGAACCACCACCACCGAUCACAAGGAACAAGCAGAGGAGCUUCUGGCUAAAUUCUUUCCUCCUCUACCAGACGAUAUUGAGGAGGAAGGGGCCAGACCGCAACGAGCGCCAGUCGAGAUGCCUGCCAUCACCAUGGAGGAAGUAGAGCGGCAGCUGCUCGCAGCAAAAUCAUGGAAGGCACCUGGAGAAGACGGCCUACCGGCGAUAGUUUGGAAGAUGACCUGGCCCGCGGUUAAACACAGGGUUCUUGACCUGUUCCAGGCAUCGCUGGAAGAGGGCACGCUACCAAGUCAAUGGAGACAUGCAAAAAUCAUACCACUUAAAAAGCCGAAUAAAGAGGACUACACCAUCGCGAAAGCCUGGAGGCCAAUUUCACUUCUCGCGACACUGGGCAAGAUCCUGGAGUCGGUGGUGGCAGAAAGGAUCUCACACGCAGUGGAGACAUACGGCCUGCUCCCAACCACUCACUUUGGAGCCCGAAAACAGCGAUCAGCGGAACAGGCGCUCCUGCUCCUGCAGGAGCAAAUCUACACGGCCUGGCGUGGCCGUCGGGUCCUGAGCUUGAUCAGCUUCGACGUCAAAGGAGCCUACAAUGGGGUGUGCAAAGAAAGACUACUACAGAGGAUGAAAGCUCGAGGCAUACCAGAAAGUCUGAUCCGGUGGAUCGAGGCCUUCUGCUCGGAACGAACAGCGACCAUCCAAAUCAAUGGGCAAGGGUCCGAGGUACAAAGCCUCCCACAGGCAGGACUACCGCAGGGCUCUCCCCUAUCGCCGAUCCUGUUCCUUUUCUUUAACGCAGACCUCGUGCAACGACAGAUCGACAGCCGCGGCGGAGCGAUUGCUUUCGUGGAUGACUUCACCGCGUGGGUGACCGGGCCAACUGCGCAGAGCAACCGGGAAGGUAUUAAGGCAAUUAUUAAUGAAGCUCUUGACUGGGAGAGGAGGAGUGGAGCGACGUUUGAAGCAGACAAAACUGCCAUUAUACACUUCACCCCCAAAGCACACAAAUCAGAGCAGGAGCCUUUCACCAUCAAGGGACAAACCGUUGAGCCUAAAGACCACGUCAAGAUCCUUGGAGUGGUGAUGGACACUAGACUCAAAUACAAGGCACACAUAGCCAGGGCAGCGUCCAAGGGCCUAGAAGCAGCGAUGGAGCUCAAACGACUCAAAGGCUUAUCUCCCUCAACAGCGCGGCAGUUGUUCACGUCAACUGUUGCCCCAGUGGUGGACUAUGCCUCUAAUGUCUGGAUGCACGCUUUUAAGGAUAAGGCCAGCGGGCCCAUUAACCGGGUUCAACGGAUUGGAGCUCAAGCAAUAGUGGGAACAUUCCUCACCGUCGCAACCAGUGUGGCGGAAGCAGAGGCUCACAUUACCUCGGCGCAAAGCCGGUUCUGGAGACGGGCAGUGAAGAUGUGGACGGACAUCCACACCCUACCUGAAACCAACCCACUCCGCAGAAAUACGGAUCGUAUCAGGAAAUUCCGAAGAUUCCACCGCUCCCCGUUAUAUCAGGUGGCAGAUGUGCUGAAAAACAUCGAGAUGGAAACACUGGAAACCAUCAAUCCAUUUACAUUAGCACCAUGGGAGGAACGACUGCAGACCGAUAUUGGAGGAACCUCAGAGUCACCAGCAGAAGCCGGCGGAUCUAUGCAGAUCGCAGUCAGCAGCUCGGCACGGAAUGAGGUAGUGGGAUUUGGCGGAGUUAUUCAGAAGCAACCGCCCAAGUACAAGAAGCCGAGACUAAAGGCCUUCUCCGUCACACUGGGCGCGAGAUCAGAGCAGAACCCAUACUCGGGAGAGCUGGCAGCAAUGGCACACGCAUUAAAGACGCUACCAGUACUGAAACUGUACAGAAUCACGCUGCUGACGAGCAACAAAGCGGCUGCACUUUCCCUGGGGAACCCGCGACAACAGUCGGGCCAGGAGCACGUGUGCCUGAUAUACAAGCUGAUCAGAAGACUGCGGAAGAACGGAAACAAGAUCACGAUCCGCUGGGUCUCCACAAGCGAGGAAAACAAACUGCUGGGCCUCGCUAAAGUGCAGGCCAGGGCAGCGACCCAAGAGGACCCCAUGCCAUACACACAGCUCCCCAGAAUGAAAUCAACCACUCUUAACAUCGCACGAUCCCAACAAGACACCAGCAAAGCCUUGCCCGAGAAAGUAGGCAAACACGUGAAAAGGGUGGACGCGGCCCUCCCAGGCAAGCACACUCGACAGCUGUAUGAUCGAUUAUCGGGGAAAGAAGCAAGCGUGCUGGCCCAGCUCCGGACGGGCAUGGCAAGACUAAACGGAUACCUCUACCGAAUCAACGUUGCGCCAACCGAUCAGAACCACGCUGCUAACGAGCAACAAAGCGGCCGCACUCACACUGGAAAACCCGCGACAACAGUCGGGCCAGGAGCACGUUUGCCUGAUAUACAAGUGGAUCAGAAGACUGCGAAAAAAUGGAAACAGGAUCACAAUCCGCUGGGUCUCCACUAG
Messenger RNA from Aspergillus calidoustus, 3774 nucleotides. NCBI's taxonomy places the organism in Eukaryota, Fungi, Ascomycota, Eurotiomycetes, Eurotiales, Aspergillaceae. The record is from the annotation of a GenBank genome assembly.